Messenger RNA from Amoebophrya sp. A25, 1963 nucleotides. The record is from the annotation of a GenBank genome assembly. NCBI's taxonomy places the organism in Eukaryota, Dinophyceae, Syndiniales, Amoebophryaceae.
CUUUACUGGCUUACUAGCUUGCUGUCGUCUUACUUGCCUCGACGCCCAGAAGCUAGAAGUUAAUGUUCUAGUAUACUCGACUCGACUAAAAAUGGAAAAACGAUCGAAAAACUCGUCGCCACGGGCUCUCACGAGAGAGAAUCUCGCCAGUAAAGAAGUUUCGUUUGUCUGCAAAAAUGCAUGGGGCCACUGACUCGCUAGAAAGCGCGCACGGUCAUGCUUUUUGUCGAAAUGACCUCCUGUUUAGGCCCGUGGUCGUAGAUGUGAAUCGGUCAAUCUCCCACAAAAUGCCAAUGAAAUUCUGGUUUACAUUGUUAAUAGAGUAAGUAAGAUUGAGUUCCUUUACAUGAGUGUAUUCUUGUUCUUGGUACCUUGGCUUUAUUUUUUUCCUGUGCAUUGUGCGUGGUGAAAAUAUCAUAAGCAUCAACAUUUUAAAUCAUGAUGUCAUGGACAUGGAAUACCGUUGGGUGGAUCUUAUUCGAGCUAUUCGUGUUAGCGGUAGGGGAAUUUGGACGAAUAUCCAUCUUUGUGGCCCGAAAAUGGGUGCAUGCAGGUAAGAAGCACCAGUCCUCUCCCCUUGCAGGGUCAGUUUCUAUUUCCACCAUGUGUCUCUUGACAAGGACGUUCUCUAUUUGUAAUUUGAAUUUACAUUUUUCGACAACUAUCACCAAUUUUAUGCAAAACUUCUUUCUUCCUGCUCACACUCACCACAACCAAUCAACGCGUACCCUUGCCUUUACAGCAUCCGGCUUGAUGAUGCUCUUCCUGGAUCCUGCGGACCCCCUCGCGAGGUAUUUCGUUUAUGCUGUGGUCGUCUCAUCCCUGAUGAUGGUAUGGGAACUCGGAGCGCCCUUUAAGUUUCGAUAUGCGCAAACACGAGACGUCGGAAUCACGGUUUAUCUGGUACUAUCCGGACCUACUUAUACGAAUACUUGAUGGCGUUACUAGAAUAUGGUUGUAAACUUAACGAUAACGUUUGUUGAGCUUGCGGCUCUUCUAUUAAAUGCGAUACUUCCUCUAGUAGUCGAAAUUGUUGGCUCCGCUUCCUCUUCUUUCGCAGAUCAUUGUCGCAAUAUUUUUUUAUCUGCAAACUCCGCUUUCAAUAAUACGGCCUGUUUUCUUCGCGGAUCCUUGCGGUGCAGUGGUUGGCAAGUGGUUAUCAGCAAGAAUAAGAAACCCAGCAUGGAUAGGAAAGAAAACUGUGGGGGGCACACUAGCCGUGUUCACUGCCGGGUAUUUAAAGUUUUCGCUGGCAGUAUGCCGAUGAGAUUCUGAAACUUUGAUUUGGUCUCCUGACGAGACAUUGAGUGUGCAUGACCACCUGCUGUUGCUACUAUGAUCAGUUUAUAAGACACGAUUCGCCUUGUUCAUUUGGUGCAUCCACAAUUCAGCCCGAAAACAAAAAUAAACCAAUCGUUGAAAGGUAUUUCUCAUUGGCCUUCGGAAGUCCCAUAGAGCGACUCUUCAUUGCCGCAGUCAUCGCAUUUGCAGAGGGGAUGAGUGCGGCCUACGAUAAUCUGUUCAUAGCCGCUGUCGUGCUUGUCAGCUAUUUUGCACUGGUUGAACCCGCACCCACUUCUGCCUUCACAUGAUAACACAGAACAAGUUGAUUAUAACCCCGAUCCCCCCACCGUGUAUAGCACUUUUUUGCGCUCCAAGGAAGUGGAGGCUUCGCAUAUCUCCUCAAAACCCCAAGCCUGCGCACGAUCACAUGUCAUAACACAACUACUAGCUAAAAAAUCUGCUCCUGAAUUCAUUGGUUUCUCUCUCUGAAUUAACGAUCUGGUGUAUUCGACUAACGGUUUUGGAUUCGAUCUGCAUUUUUCAUGGAACAAACAAUUUUGACAAAGGCAAUCUCCGAAGACUUCAUAACGAGCAGAUGCAGCGAGCUUCUAUCACUGUGAAACGCGUGGCUGCAUAGGCUUAGAUGUCAAUGUCAAGCUUAAUUAGAUACGCCGCCAAU